UUCAUUCUCAGAACAUCAAAUUGAAUAAGAACCACUCUCGAUCAAUCAAAGAAUAGAGUUGAUUUUAUGUGGUUGUGGUUGACUCCUUGAAUAAGCGCGCCUGCCAGAUUUGACGUUCUUCCCGCUUAUCUUUACUAUCGCCUCCUCCACUUCCAACCACCACCAACUGAGUACUACUACUUAUACUACUCCACCACCACCGACUCUCUCCUCCUUCUCUCUUCUGAAGACACACAUACAAAUAAACAAACAACCCAUCAACCAUUAUCAUCACAACUAACAACAACAUUCACACAAUGAACACCGCUUCACCACCUCAUUCUCUCACCUCUUCUCCUUCUUUCGGAGCCCGUCGCUCGUCGCGACCCUCUCUCACCCUCGACAUGUCCAACCUCCCCCCUCUUACACAACCUACACCUCCCUCCAACACCCUCAUCAUAACCGAUCUGAACGACAUUCUCCUCUUCCAACCCGACUCCCUCGCCAACCUCAAAGCCUAUCUCGAGUCUUUGGCUCCUCUCAACUCCUUCUCCCCCCUCCCCUCUCUCCGCCGCAUCCUCUGCUCUUUCCACACGGACUCCGACGCUCUCCGCAUCCGCAAACUCUUAACUGGCGCACCACUGCUCAACCGCCCUAUUAUCCCCAAGAUCUACUUCGGCGAGCCAACUCCUAUCAUGGACGACCUUGAGUCCCGCCCUAAACUCCUGGAGGCCCCGCAAGUCGACAAGCUCUUCUUCAUCUCACCGCCCCCCUCCCCGCCCCACGGCUGGGUCAUGCGCCAGGAAGAUCCCCCGAACAAGGAAGUCCAUGCCAGCGAUCUCGCCCAGGCGUUGGCCAAGUUGAAGACGGAGCAGUCUGGUGUCGAGGAAGCAGCGACGGGAGUGGUGGUUUCAUCUAUCGAACAGCAGCAACAACAACAGCCAGGUACUCCGAUGUCCAUGACCUCGGACAAGAGGACGAGCAGUUGGCCCGUGGCCCUGUCGCAGACGCGCAGCCGCAGCAGCACCCUCAUCUACCACCCCGAGGACCACGGAGGUAGCCCUAACUUGCCUGCUGUCAUGGUCGAGGACACCAGUGCUUCCCCAGAUGAAGAUAUCGAUAUGGACAUGAGCCCCAUCGAGAUGUCGGUCAAGAAGAUGCCGCCCAAGACGUCACGGCCCCCAGUGGAGCUGAUGGGGGGUAUCUAAGAACUGCCAAUUUGCCCUUCGCUACUUUAUCAUUUUUCAUCGCUUCCGUUUCAAUGUACAGUCCUCGGUGUGACUGGGCGCGUGUGGUGCAUGGGAUUGGAUUUGCUCUAAUUUUAGAUUUUAGAUUUUGAGAUGCAUCGCUUGGCCAUCAGGGGUUCUCUGUUUACUUGCAGUAAAUGUUUUUGGAUCAUGAAAGGCGUCUGGAUAUGGGAUAGGGGAGAUUGUCUUAUGUGCAUAUAUGUUCAGCACUUGUUGGUUAUGAAGCAUGUUUCUCAGCAUGAUUAUUUUACUCUCUCCUUCUUGUGAUCGAUUCUUGAAAAUACAGACCGAUCAGCUAUAUAUAGUGAUAAGCAAAUAUAC
Molecule: messenger RNA, 1547 nt
Organism: Aspergillus costaricaensis CBS 115574
Lineage: Eukaryota; Fungi; Ascomycota; Eurotiomycetes; Eurotiales; Aspergillaceae
Gene: cbpA
Product: putative calcineurin binding protein
Exons: 1
Coding region: 297-1187 (296 amino acids)
Biological process (GO): calcium-mediated signaling
Cellular component (GO): nucleus; cytoplasm
Molecular function (GO): calcium-dependent protein serine/threonine phosphatase regulator activity; nucleic acid binding
Source: RefSeq, a predicted model, not a curated record